Messenger RNA from Dentiscutata heterogama, 498 nucleotides. The record is from the annotation of a GenBank genome assembly. NCBI's taxonomy places the organism in Eukaryota, Fungi, Glomeromycota, Glomeromycetes, Diversisporales, Gigasporaceae.
AUGCGAGAACCAGCAGUACAAGAACCGGUAGUACAAGAACCGGCAGUACAAGAACCAGCACUACAAGAACCAGCAGAUGUUGGAUUAAAAAAAUAUGGAACCAAGGUACCCACACGACAUGCCGAUUCUCGAACAUCCAAAAAUCGGCUUCCUUUAUAUAAUUCUUUUUUUCCUGAGUUAGUUGAAAUUCAAAUGCAUUUGGAAGACUAUUCUAUGUGCGAUCGGCACUAUAAUCAACUCAUAGCUUCUAAUUAUUUUCAUUGUCAUCUUUUAAAUUUAAAUAGUCAGCGGCAUAAUCCAAAAUGGCAAGUUGAAAGUCAUGAUUCUGAAACCGAAUUUAUCGAAAAACAAACAUGUGAAAUUGGUGUACAGGUUGGAAAACAAUCAUGUGAGGUUGGUGUACAAACGUCUGAAUCUAUAAUUCAAGACUUUGAAAAUUAUGUAAUUUUACUUCAAGAGCAAUUAAAUAAAAAAAUAAGUGAAAUAGAAGAUCUUUGA